CUCUUAAUAUCCACAAUGUCCGUUAUUCUCGCUGCCAGAGUUUCUCGUCAAGCCUUCCGUGCUCUUCCACAAGUCUCCAAGUUUUCUGCUGUUCAGUUUGCUCGUUACUAUGCCGGUAAAUCUUUCCCUCCGCACACUGUCAUUGCCAUGCCAGCUUUGUCCCCAACCAUGACCCAGGGUGGUAUUGCCGCCUGGAGCAAGGCCGUUGGUGACGAGUUGGCUGCCGGUGAAGCCAUUGCUGAAAUUGAAACCGACAAGGCCCAGAUGGACUUUGAGUUCCAGGACGAAGGUUUCUUGGCAAAGAUCUUGAUGGAUGCCGGUACCAAGGAUGUCCCUGUCGGUAAGCCAAUUGCUGUCUACGUCGAAGACAAGGCCGAUGUUGCCGCAUUUGCGGACUUUACCGCCGAAGAUGCCUCCCCAGCUGCCCCAUCUGCCGAAGCUCCAAAGGCCGAAGAAGCCCCAAAAACCGAGGCUAAGGCCAACACCCCAGCCGCCGCUGCACCAGCUGCCACCAAAGCUGCGCCAGCCGGUAGAAUCUUUGCGUCCCCAUACGCCAAGACCCUCGCUUUGGAGAAGGGCGUUUCCUUGAAGGACCUCAAGGGUACCGGUCCAAACGGCAGAAUCGUUGCCAAGGACGUUGAAUCCUACGUUCCACAGGCCGCUGCUUCCGUCACCGCCGCGUCGGCUACGACCGCCACCGCUGCUGCCACCGCCACUUACGAAGACAUUCCAAUUUCCGGCAUGAGAAAGGUUAUUGCCAGCAGAUUGUUGCAAUCUACCCAGCAGUCCCCAACCUACAUCGUCUCUUCCCAGAUCUCUGUUUCCAAGUUGUUGAAGUUGCGUGCCUCCUUGAACGCCUCAGCCGAAGACAGAUACAGAUUAUCCGUCAACGACUUGUUGGUCAAGGCCAUCGCUGUUGCUUCCAGAAGGGUUCCACAGGUCAACUCCGCCUGGUUGGAAGAGGCCGGUGUCAUCCGCCAGUACAGCAAUGUGGACGUUUCCGUUGCUGUUGCCACCCCAACUGGCUUGAUCACCCCAAUUGUCAAGAACGCUCACACCAAGGGUUUGUCAGAGAUCUCUGCUGAAAUCAAGGACUUGGGUAAGCGUGCCAAGGCCGGUAAGUUGGCCCCAGAAGAAUACCAAGGUGGUACCAUUACCAUCUCCAACUUGGGUAUGAACCCGGCCGUGACCAUGUUCACCUCCAUCAUCAACCCUCCACAAUCCGCCAUCGUUGCCAUCGGUACCGUGGAGGAGAAGGCCAUUAGAGACGAUACCGCCGCUAACGGUGUCGCUUGGGACCAGGUCAUCAACAUUACCGGUACCUUCGACCACAGAACUAUUGACGGUGCCCUCGGUGGUGAGUGGAUGAAGGCCUUGAAGAAGGUUGUUGAAAACCCAUUGGAAAUCAUGCUUUAG
Babjeviella inositovora NRRL Y-12698 is the source of this 1416-nucleotide messenger RNA. RefSeq names its product dihydrolipoyllysine-residue acetyltransferase (gene LAT1). Gene Ontology annotation, biological process: pyruvate decarboxylation to acetyl-CoA. The coding region runs from base 16 to 1416 and encodes 466 amino acids. Gene Ontology annotation, cellular component: pyruvate dehydrogenase complex. Gene Ontology annotation, molecular function: dihydrolipoyllysine-residue acetyltransferase activity. NCBI's taxonomy places the organism in Eukaryota, Fungi, Ascomycota, Pichiomycetes, Serinales. The transcript is spliced from 3 exons. The record is from RefSeq and is a predicted model, not a curated record.